Molecule: messenger RNA, 2079 nt
Organism: Sphaerodactylus townsendi
Lineage: Eukaryota; Metazoa; Chordata; Lepidosauria; Squamata; Sphaerodactylidae
Gene: AK6
Product: adenylate kinase 6
Exons: 3
Cellular component (GO): cytoplasm; nucleus
Molecular function (GO): ATP hydrolysis activity; ATP binding; AMP kinase activity
Source: RefSeq, a predicted model, not a curated record
CAUGCAGGACAAUUAUAUGAAGGCUAUGAUGAGGAAUACGAAUGCCCAGUGCUGGAUGAAGAUCGGGUAAUAGAUGAACUAGAAGACAAGAUGACUGAUGGCGGUAUUAUAGUUGAUUAUCACAGCUGUGAUUUCUUUCCCGAACGCUGGUUUAAUAUAGUAUUUGUGCUUCGUACUGAAAACUCUUUCCUGUAUGACAGAUUGGAAAGCAGGGGAUAUAGAGGGAAAAAACUUCAGGGCAACCUUCAGUGUGAGAUAUUUCAGACUAUUUAUGAAGAAGCCAUGUCUUCUUACAAGGAAGAUAUUGUACACCAGUUGCCCAGCAACAGUCCAGAAGAUAUGGAGCAGAAUUUAGAUCAGAUUAUGCAGUGGAUUGAACAAUGGAUAAAAGACAACAACUGAAAAUUAUUAGGAUAGUUAUCUAAAGAGUUUCAUGAAAUGUGUUUUUGUGUAGGUAAAUUAACUGAUGCUUCAGUCACUAGGGAAACCAUAAUAGCUAUCUGCAGAAGAAAAUGAUGGACAUUUGAGAGCCAACGGACUUGUGCUACAUUUCUUUGGGACUCAUAAUUAUAGUACUUUGAAAGUCAAACUUCAUAAUAGAAUCCUAUAAAAAGUUAUUGAGAUCUAAGCCACAUUAUUUUAAUAGGCUUAGGCUGGAGUAAACUGCACAAGAUUGCACUGUUAGCUAUUGGUUAAGAAUGUGAUGCUUUUGAAGUUUUCUUUGAAAAAAUACUUGGUCAGGUUUCUAAAUACCUUGUUUGAAGAUGGUUUUGAUGUUUUGGAAAAAAACAUGAAUUAAAGAAAACCUGACUCCCUGAACUAUAAGCUGCCAAAAUUUCUGUCUACACAUUCUUUUUAAAGAUGGAUUGUUUAUCAGCAGGCUUAAAAUAGUGGGAUCACAGGAUUUAAAUUUGUGAAAGUUAUCCUGAUUUAAUUUGUUGAUGAACAGUGGGGUUUUCAAGGCAAGAGACAUUCAGAGGUGGCUUGUUAUUGCACGCCUCUGAUCACAACACUGGUAUUCCUAGCCAUUCUGUAUGGAGUAAUAGUUUAUCUGUUUUAUGCUUUAAGAAACCCAGUUCAAGUGCAGCUCCUACAGAAUAUAUGUGUAGCAAAAUACAAGUAUGUGUAUAUAUAAAUACAAAUAUGUGUUUAUAUUGGAUUUGUAGAAUUUCUUACACAGAAGUGAUGUAUGUAUGUCAUUUGUAGUCUUGUAAAAAUUAACUACACACUUAUGAAAAAUUCAGGAUACAUUCUAAAUAAUUUUUGGCAAAAACUUUAUAGUAGUCUAGUUUCUUCAUAUGAAUAAUAUUUACAUUCUUGUGUGUAUGUUUUGAAGUGCCUCUCAUUGCUUUUCAUUUAGGAAAACUUAGUUUGUAUUAAUCUUAAAGAUUAUGAAAUAAUAUUUUAAUGAGAUUCAAAAUGUAGUUCCCUGCUAGACUCUAGUCAGGAUUACUUACAUUAUCAUUCCAAGCAGGUCUACUUGGAAGUGAGUCUCAUUUGGUGGGGCUUACUCCUAGGAAAAUGUUUUUUAGAAUUGCAUCCUUAAUGUAGGAUCAUAUAUUGUCUUGCACUUCUUACCACCCUGCAUUUAUUCACCAUCAAGGUAGAUAAAAAGUAUGCUUUUGAAAGUGUACUUAUGUGUGAAAAUGGCUUUUAAUUUCUGUACAGAAAGCCAUUUUUUAGACAAGCAGUUUCUUCAAGUUUCUAAUGAAGUGCCUUUGCUAUUCUUUAUCAAUAUUCAUUAGCAGACCUUAAAGCAAGGAAGAAACAGAGGUGUUUAUUAGUCUUUUUAAACUCUAAUGCUAGUGUCUGUGUGAACAUUCUGGAAGAAAUGCCUAAUCUUUUUUGAGUGCCUUUGUUCAUUAUGCAAUACAUAUCGCUUACAAUGUAGGAAGGAAAUAAUUAACUCACUCAAAAGUUGGUCUUCCAGGGCUUGCUUUACCUCUCCAAGAGAAUUGUGUUAAAAUAGUGAGAUAGUAGAAUGGACUUGACUACUUCAGUCUGCAUGUGAAAGGAUCAUAUUUUAGAACAUUCUCUGUGUUAAAUCAGCAAAUAGAAAAUAAACAUACUGCAUAUAGA